AUGCAAGCUAUUAGAGAUCGCAAACACAACUUUAGCAUUCCACCUCCGUCUGCGAUGGCAGGAACUGCAGAUUCCUUUCACCAAGGCAACAUUAGGAUGACCUUGGAGGACCCAGAGCUCUGGAAAUCCUUUCAUGAGAUUGGCACUGAGAUGAUCAUAACCAAACCUGGCAGGAGAAUGUUUCCUCAUUGUAAGAUCAACAUCUCUGGACUUGUUCCCUAUGCAAAGUACAUCCUGCUGGUGGACAUUGUGCCUGAAGAUAACUUCAGAUAUAAGUGGAAUAAAGACAAGUGGGAAGUGGCAGGCAAGGCUGAGCCGCAGCCACCAUACAGGACAUACCUCCACCCGGACUCCCCAGCUCCGGGCAGCCACUGGAUGAAGCAGUCUGUUUCCUUUCUCAAGCUUAAACUGACCAACAAUGCCCUCGACCAGCACGGACAUAUUAUCUUGCAUUCCAUGCACCGCUACCAUCCCCGCUUCCAUAUUGUGCAAGCCGACGACCUGUACAGUGUACGUUGGAGUGUCUUCCAGACCUUCACCUUUCCUGAAACCACUUUUACUGCUGUCACGGCAUACCAGAACACCAAGAUUACCAAGCUGAAAAUCGACAACAACCCUUUUGCUAAAGGUUUUAGGGAUGAAGGCAUGAAUUUAAAAAGACGUGCAAACAGAGGGCCAAAUGAUGCAGAACGACUGGCUAAGAGGCUGCACUCAUUGGCCAGGGAAUCCGACCAUGACAGCCCACCAGAAUCCCGCCGCUCCUCUUUCGAGGGUCUGGCAGAUGGACGCGCUGAAUGUAAGGCCAGUCUUAAGGAAGAACCAAAUUCUCCAUGGGGAGGAGCAUCAGAUCGGGAUAAUGGACACAGCUUGGGAAGAGACUCUCCUCUCAGCUCUAAUGUUCGAGACAUGUACAGCUCUGAACAGCUUGUCCCUGGACAUGGCACAUAUCAACCUUACAGGUUUUCAGACUACAGCAAGUCGCCUAGCUCCAGCUCCUCCAGCAUGGUCAUUGUUGGACGCAACAACUACGAAUCCCGUGUGCCAGACGUGGCCACUGUCCCGGAGCAGGAAAACAAGACCAGUGUGCCAGAUAUGGCUGUCCCACAGUGUCCUCCUGCCGCCACGGCCGGCGUUCAAGACUACCCCGGUGUACUGAAUGUAGCUGUGGCACAGGCUGCUAAACCGGGAAUGCUGGGUCAUCCCGCGCUCUACGCACCAUAUACUGCUGAUCAGCCUUUGGGCCAGUGGAGCGGGACCAGCUCAGCCCAGUACCCACCACACCCACACCAUCACCACCACCUGGCAGCAGACUACAGCACCCAGGCUGUGCAUCACGGCUACCAUCACGCCAAUGUGCCAGACUGGAGCCAGUACCCACUCUUCUCAUAUUCCUGCUGGUGA
Molecule: messenger RNA, 1401 nt
Organism: Trichomycterus rosablanca
Lineage: Eukaryota; Metazoa; Chordata; Actinopteri; Siluriformes; Trichomycteridae
Gene: tbx16
Product: T-box transcription factor 16
Exons: 9
Coding region: 1-1401 (466 amino acids)
Biological process (GO): heart morphogenesis; positive regulation of DNA-templated transcription; pattern specification process
Cellular component (GO): nucleus
Molecular function (GO): RNA polymerase II cis-regulatory region sequence-specific DNA binding; DNA-binding transcription factor activity, RNA polymerase II-specific
Source: RefSeq, a predicted model, not a curated record